AUGCCUCACAUCGACGCAAAAGACACUAAACGCGACACAGACGUGAUCGAACCCGUUUCCGGAGAAUCUAGCUCGAUCGACCAACAGGAUGACAAGAUCGGUGCUAUUGGAUCGCAGGUUCAUGCGAUUCCAGAUGAAGACAUGAACGUGAUCUCUACGAUCAUGUCGCCUCAUGGUAAAGAGGUGCUUGUUUCAGGAAAGCUCGAAGAUGCAGAUGACGCCAUGAAAUUGGCCAUGCAAGCCGAAUCUAUCACCGUCACGGAGGAAGAAGACCGCAAACUUGUGCGCAAAAUUGACCUUUACAUGUUUCCCCUUAUGUGCCUCUUGUAUUCGAUCCAGUUCAUGGACAAAGUCUCGAACGGCUCUGCUGCAGUCAUGGGUCUCAGAACGGACUUGAAAAUGCACGGUAACCAGUACUCGUGGGUCGGUUCCGCUUUUUAUUUUGGGUACCUUUUCUUCAACUUGGGUCCGGGCCAAAUUAUUUUCCAAAAAACAAGGUGGCUGGCCAAGACACUGGCUGUCUUUGUUGUCUUUUGGGGGAUGAUCUUGGCUUUGCACGCUGCUCCUUCUGUUAACUAUGCCUCGUUCGUCUUCCUUAGAGUGUUGUUGGGAUGUGCCGAGAGUAUGGUCACUCCAACUUUCACAAUCAUCACCAGUCAAUACUGGAAGAAGGAAGAACAGUUCAUGAGAGUGUGCCUGUGGUUUGGUUUCAAUGGGUUUGGUGGUAUUUGGGGUAACUCUAUGGCGUACGGUUUGUACACCAGACAAAAUACCUACUCUAUCGAGGCCUGGAGAAUUCUGUUUGUGAUUACUGGUUUAAUCACAAUCACAGUUGGGUUCUUGAUUUACUUCCACAUCCCAGAUGAUCCCUCCAAGGCCUGGUUCUUAACCGAGCGCGAGAAGCUUAUGGUGGUCGAAAGAAUCAGAACCAACCAACAAGGUUUCGGUAACCACCAAAUUAAAUGGUACCAGGUCAAGGAGGCAUUCAGAGACCCUAGAACUUGGCUCUACUUUUUGUUCUCCAUCUGUUCCAACAUUCCAAAUGGUGGUCUCACCAACUUUAUGAGUAUUUUGAUCCAAAAUGAUUUCGGUUACAGCAGUGGUGAAUCUUUGUUGAUGACCAUGCCCACUGGUGCAGUGGAGUUGGUAGCAUGCCCACUAUUCGGUUUCCUAUCGGUGUGGUGUGCAAAGAAGAAAAUCCCCAUCCUCAGAGAUAGAUUGGCUUGGGGUAUUUUUGCCGCUGUAAUCAGUGUUGUGGCCACUUGUAUGCUUGCAUUCGCUGAUAACUCCAGAAACGCUAAACUAGCAGGUGCCUAUUUGCUAUACGUGGCUCCAGUGGCCUUCAUUUGUGUGCUUUCCAACAUUAGUUCCAACACUGUCGGUUACACCAAGAAAUGGACAGUUUCCUCAAUCAACUUGGUUUCAUACGCUGCUUCUAACUUAGCAGGUCCACAAACAUUUAUUGCCAAGCAAGCUCCAAGUUACACCGGUGCAAAGAUUGCUAUGUUGGUGUGUUAUGCUGGCUCAGUAGUAGUCCUAUCUUUGUUGUAUCUCAUAAACUACAGAGAGAACAAGAGAAGAGACCAAAUUGCAGCUGAAAAGGGCCUUGAUGAGAAGGCGCUAGAGAAUCUCGAAUUCAGAGAUCUUACUGACUUUGAAAACCCAAAGUUCAGAUAUGCUUUGUGA
Messenger RNA from Lachancea fermentati, 1686 nucleotides. The record is from the annotation of a GenBank genome assembly. NCBI's taxonomy places the organism in Eukaryota, Fungi, Ascomycota, Saccharomycetes, Saccharomycetales, Saccharomycetaceae.